UUUUAUUAUUUUUAUUUUUUUUUUGUAAUUUAAUAAAAAUUCCUGGUGUGUGCCCGAAGUUUGAUUACGAGAGUGCCGAGUGGUUUUUCCUGUUAUUGGAAAACAUUGAAAAUUGAUGAGUGAGAGAGGCAGGAGAAAGGCACGGAGAGAGUGAGAGAAAGAGAGAGAGGACUAAGUGGCCUGAUGUCCCCGAGACCCAUGUCCGUGUGUCCCUGUAUCCGCAUGUCCUGGCCAUGAAUUGUACGACAAAAUCAACCAAUUAGGGGUUGUCCUUGUCUGUGUUUUUGUUUGUUUGCUUAUGAAUAUCCUGAAAUGGAUAUCACCUGAUAUUAAACAAAAGGCCAGCCCAACACCAAAACAUGACCUAAUUUUAGCCAGCAUCUUGGCCAAGUCAGGACAUGAACCAACCAAGCCAAGACAAAAUCCCCCGGAAAACCUUAACAUUCACCCCUAAAACGACACAAGGCACUUGCCUGGCUUCCUGCUUCCGCAUUCUAAUUAGAUUUCAAUCAUUUGUCCAGCAAUUUGAUUGCCAGCAUUGCCUCAUCCGACCUCUACCACCUCUUUCAGCGCCCCCCAUCCCAGCAACCCGCCGCUCGCCGCGCCACGCCACGCCUCCCCCGCCCACCAUGGAGCAGCUGUGCUACCUGGCGCUGAGCGUCCUCCUGGCCAUCGUAGUGCUAUAUGGACUCCUGGAGCUGCACUACUUCCUGCGCAUGUGCCUCUGUGUGCUGCUAGCCCGCUUUGUGAAGCGACGGUGCCACAUCCUGGACGCCACCACGGUUAAUGGAUUGUGUCUCACCAAUGAUGUGGACACUUUGUUGUAUCACAUGAACAAUGCCAGAUACUUCCGGGAACUGGACUUUGCCCGUGUGGACUUUUACGAGCGGACGAGUCUGUACCGCACCAUCACGGGAAUGGGCGGUUCCGUAUUCCAGGGGGCGGCCACCAUACGCUACCGUCGCUUUAUCCGACCUUUCCAUCGGUUUAACAUUGUGUCCCGAAUCAUAUAUUGGGAUGACCAAUCGCUCUUCAUGGAGCACCGUUUUGUGCGUCCUUCGGACAAGUUCGUCCACUGCAUCGCCAUUUGCCGGCAGCGUGUGAUCGACGUCUCCAUGGAGGCGGUAAUGGCGGAGCUGCUGCCGCGCACCUCCUCCAACGGCUUCCGGGCCACGGCCCGGAUCCCGCCCUCGCACACAUUAACGCCCCCGGCCGCGGGCGGAAUCAGCAAUCCGGCAAUGGACACUUCCCUGGCGGAGAACGGACACGCUACGCCGACAGCGACGGCAACCGAAGCAGCAACGCCUACAGCGACGCCAGGAGCAACGGCAGCGCCAGCGCACUGCGCCAAGCUGAAGCCCUCGAUGCCCCCGGAGUUGUCCAAAUGGAUCGAAUAUAAUGACAUGUCCAGUAAAAAUCUACGAAGCGGCUGCUGACGGGCGCCGGAAACCGGAAAACGGGCCACCGGAAAUGGAGAUGCCAUUUUCAAAUAUCUCCCAUUUUUUUGUUGUUGUUUUUUUUUUUAUAAAUGUACGUCUAAUGUGUGUG
Messenger RNA from Drosophila bipectinata, 1548 nucleotides. Its product is annotated as protein THEM6. The record is from RefSeq and is a predicted model, not a curated record. NCBI's taxonomy places the organism in Eukaryota, Metazoa, Arthropoda, Insecta, Diptera, Drosophilidae.